Messenger RNA from Penicillium canariense, 1068 nucleotides. Its product is annotated as EBP2 family rRNA-processing protein. Lineage: Eukaryota; Fungi; Ascomycota; Eurotiomycetes; Eurotiales; Aspergillaceae. Gene Ontology annotation, biological process: ribosomal large subunit biogenesis; rRNA processing. Gene Ontology annotation, cellular component: nucleolus; nuclear periphery; preribosome, large subunit precursor. The transcript is spliced from 2 exons. The record is from RefSeq and is a predicted model, not a curated record. The coding region runs from base 1 to 1068 and encodes 355 amino acids.
AUGGUCAAACGAAGCAAGCUCCUUCAGACACUCGAUGCCCACCGGGGCCGGGAUUACAAUGCCGAGAAGCAGAAGAAGAUGGUGAAGGCCGCUAACAAGCGCAAAGGCCUGAAGAAGACCGACACUAGCACAGAAGUCAGCAAGGAGCCCGAAGAAGAGGUUGCUGACUCUGAGGCUGAGGACGACGAGGAGGAGCAAGAGGAGGACGCUGUUGAGGAUGCCGAGGAAGACAACGAAGAGGCCGAGGACGAAGAUGACGAGGAAGAAGAAGAAGAGGAAGACAUCCCGCUAUCUGACCUGGAGGAGGACGAGCGCGAGGAUGUUAUCCCCCACCAGCGCCUCACCAUCAAUAACUCCGCCGCAAUCAAGACCUCCCUCAAGCGCAUCUCUUUCAUCACCCAGAACACCCCCUUCUCUGAGCACAACUCGUUAGUGUCGCAAGAGCCGAUUGAGGUGGAGGACCCCAAUGACGAUCUCAAACGCGAACUGGCUUUCUACAAGGUCUGCCAGGCUGCUGCUAUUCAGGCCCGUGGUCUCCUCAAGAAGGAGGGCAUCUCUUUCACCCGCCCCGGUGACUACUUCGCCGAGAUGGUCAAGAAUGAUGAGCACAUGAACUUGAUUAAGAAGAAGCUGUACGAGGAGGCCGCGGGCAAGAAGGCCGCUGCUGAGGCACGCCGCCAACGUGAUCUGAAGAAGUUCGGCAAGCAGGUGCAGGUCGCCAAGUUACAGCAGCGCGCCAAGGAGAAGCGCGAUACCCUUGAGAAGAUUACUGCCCUGAAGAAGAAGCGCAAGGCUGACUCCUCUGCUCCUACCGACGAUGCCAAUGAUCUCUUCGAUGUUGCCAUCGAGGAGACUUCCAAGCCAGAGAAGCGCGGCCGCGAGGGCGGCGCCAACAAGCGCCAGAAGCGCGACCAGAAGUUUGGAUUCGGCGGCAAGAAGCGCUUCACGAAGAGCAGUGAUGCCGCAUCCAGCGGUGACAUGCGUGGCUUCUCCCAAAAGAAGAUGAAGGCUGGUGCGUCGAAGCGGCCCGGCAAGAGCAAGCGGGCUGCUGCGAAGGGCCGGUCGUAA